Messenger RNA from Humulus lupulus (European hop), 1071 nucleotides. RefSeq lists its product as uncharacterized. The transcript has a single exon. Lineage: Eukaryota; Viridiplantae; Streptophyta; Magnoliopsida; Rosales; Cannabaceae. Bases 1 to 1071 code for a protein of 356 amino acids. The record is from RefSeq and is a predicted model, not a curated record.
AUGAAUAUUGGGAUGAAUCAAUCAAUGGGGCAGCCUAUGGGGACACAAAUAAGGCAAAUGAAGAGCAUUUCUUGUAUGUAUUGUGGUGAGGGUCAUACUUUUGAGAAUUGCCCUUCCAAUCUAGCAGAUGUGUGUUACAUAGGGAAUCAAAAUAGGAAUGGCCCUUAUUCCAAUUCCUACAACCCAUCAUGGAGGAAACAUCCCAACUUCUCAUGGAGUAACCAAGGGGCUGGCCCUAGCAAUUCUUUUAUGCCUCCAAGACCAAAUUUCCCACCGAGUUAUCCCCUACAAGCAUCACAACAAAGGCCACAACAACAAGCAAUGCAAUCUAGCUCUCUUGAGAACAUGUUGAAGGAGUAUAUAGUGAAGAAUGAAGCCAUGAUCCAAAGCCAAGCAGCAUCAUUGAGAAACUUAGAAAACCAAGUUGGGAAACUAGCUAAUGAGCUUAGAAAUAGACCCCAUGGUACGUUACCAAGUGACACCGAGAAUCCAAGAAAUGGGAGCAAAGAACAUUGUACAGCCAUCACUUUGAGAAGUGGGAAGGAGUUGGAGAAUUUCAAGACAAAUUCUGGGCAUGAGGGUGAGCCCUCUUCAAUCCAAAUAAAUGAGGAAAUUCAAAAAGAUUAUGAAAUUCCUAGUGUACAAAAAUGUGCCUCUGCCCAUAAUGCCGCAACACCAGACAGCUCAAUUUCAAAGCAGCCACCUCCAUUUCCCCAACGUUUUCAGAAGAAAAAGUUGGAUUCUCAAUUCAAGAACUUUCUAGAUAUGUUGAAGCAAUUGCAUAUCAACAUCCCACUUGUAGAGGCACUUGAGCAAACACCUAACUAUGUGAAAUUCAUGAAAGAUGUUCUUACAAGGAAGAGAAGGUUAGGAGAGUUUGAAAUCGUGGCUCUAACCAAAGAGUGUAGUUCAUUUAUGCAAGACAAGUUGCCAUCGAAGUUGAAGGAUCCAGGGAGUUUUACUAUUCCCUGUACUAUUGGAGAUACUUAUUGUAGGAUGGCUUUAUGCGAUCUGGGUGCAAGCAUUAACUUGAUGCCAAUGUCUAUUUUCAAGCAAUUAGGGAUUGGAUAA